This is a messenger RNA of Orcinus orca (killer whale), 646 nucleotides long. RefSeq names its product hemoglobin subunit beta. Lineage: Eukaryota; Metazoa; Chordata; Mammalia; Artiodactyla; Delphinidae. Gene Ontology annotation, cellular component: blood microparticle; haptoglobin-hemoglobin complex; hemoglobin complex. The record is from RefSeq and is a predicted model, not a curated record. The transcript has 3 exons. Gene Ontology annotation, molecular function: haptoglobin binding; hemoglobin alpha binding; oxygen carrier activity. The coding region runs from base 76 to 519 and encodes 147 amino acids. Gene Ontology annotation, biological process: oxygen transport; hydrogen peroxide catabolic process.
CCACACCUUCCAGCAGCAGCACAGACUUGCUUCUGACACUUCUGUGAUCACCAGUAAGCUUCAAGACCUGACAUCAUGGUGCAUUUUACUGCUGAGGAGAAGGCUGCUAUCACUGGCCUGUGGGGCAGAGUGAAUGUGGAAGAGGCUGGAGGCGAGGCUCUGGGCAGGCUCCUGGUUGUCUACCCCUGGACCCAGAGGUUCUUUGACAACUUUGGCAACCUGUCCUCUCCCUCUGCCAUAAUGGGAAACCCCAAGGUCAAGGCCCAUGGCAAGAAGGUGUUGACAUCCUUUGGAGAUGCUGUUAAGAACAUGGACAACCUCAAGGGCGCCUUUGCUAAGCUGAGUGAGCUGCACUGUGACAAGCUGCACGUGGAUCCUGAGAACUUCAGGCUCCUAGGCAACGUGCUGGUGGUUGUGCUGGCUCGCCACUUUGGCAAGGAAUUCACCCCGGAGCUUCAGUCUGCCUAUCAGAAGGUGGUGACCGGUGUGGCUACUGCCUUGGCCCACAAGUACCAUUGAGAUCCUGGCCUAUUUCUUGGUGACCAUCGGAAGACCAUAUUUCCCUAGAUUCUAUUUUCUGAACUUGGGGAAAUAAUGUCUACCCUCAAGGGUAUGGCUUCUGCCUAAUAAAGAACUUUCAGCACAA